Molecule: messenger RNA, 945 nt
Organism: Fusarium keratoplasticum
Lineage: Eukaryota; Fungi; Ascomycota; Sordariomycetes; Hypocreales; Nectriaceae
Exons: 2
Coding region: 1-945 (314 amino acids)
Molecular function (GO): oxidoreductase activity, acting on the CH-OH group of donors, NAD or NADP as acceptor
Source: RefSeq, a predicted model, not a curated record
AUGUCAGAGGCAAAGACAGAGAUUGCGUCCUCUCCAGGGACUGCUCGACCAUACGACUCGAAGCUGGGGAUCGUGACUGGAGGCUCACGAGGAAUUGGUGCUGCUGUUGCUGCCAGAUUGGCCGCCAAAGGAUGCAAUCUACUCCUCGUAUACACGUCCGAUUCAUCGACUGAACCUACCAAGAAGUUCUGCAGUGAACUGUCAUCUUCCCACAAGGUUCAAUGCUCUGCUGUGCAGGCCGACUUGAGCAGCCCGGCUGAGGCUGCAGCAAAGAUUGUUGAGGCAGCACGAUCUUUCUUUGGCUCAUACAGCCCGAACAGGCCGUUCCAAAUUGAUAUACUCAUCAACAAUGCCGGCGUUGCUUCGAAUCAGCACAUGAAUGACCCUAAGCAGGGUCCUAUUCAAGAAACCGAGUUUCAACGUGUAUACUCCGUCAAUGUCCUGGCUCCGCUUCUCCUCACACAAGCUGUCGCCCUGCAUCUCCCCGCAAACCGAGCUGGUCGCAUCGUGAAUGUUUCGAGCGUAUCGUCAUCCAUCGGCUAUCAGGGACAGUCCGUCUAUGCGGGGAGCAAAGCGGCCCUCGAAGCCAUGACACGGACCUGGAGCCGUGAGCUGGCCUCUCGUGCCACAGUCAAUGCUGUCAACCCUGGGCCUGCAUGGGGAGACAUGUAUGCGGCCGCCGGAAAGACGUUUUGGGACAUCAACCAGCCCUAUGUCGACGCAGCGCCUCUAGCGCAAUAUGACGGCGAGGCUGAUGUCCUAGCCAUGGCAGGACCGGACGCCGAGCGCUUCGACCAUAUCGUACGCGAGUCGAUGGGUGGCCGACGGCCAGGAUUCACGAGUGAGAUUGCAGGCACCAUCGACAUGCUGUGCUCAGCGGAGAGUGGGUGGACUACGGGCAGCGUUAUCUGUGCCAACGGAGGCAUGAAGAUGUCUAUCGCUUAG